Durusdinium trenchii is the source of this 5292-nucleotide messenger RNA. NCBI's taxonomy places the organism in Eukaryota, Dinophyceae, Suessiales, Symbiodiniaceae. The record is from the annotation of a GenBank genome assembly.
GGCUCGAAGUCUCAAUAGUUGGUUGAGCCCGUGAGGGGGUUCACCCCAGAGAUGGCGUGCCCUCGGCGUGUCCGCAAGGGUGGCCAUGGGGACCUGUACAAGCACACCCAGGCUGCAGCCGACGUUGACGUUUCGAAGCUUCUUGACCUCCUCCCGGCCCAAUGAUGGGCUGGGGGAGGACUGGUACUUCGAUACCAUGAACCUGCUGCUAGAUCGUUGGGCCCCUUCGCACAUCCAGUUCUUGCGGAAGAAGUUCUUAGAGGCGACUGGAGAAGGAGAAGAGGAGCUUGACAAGAAGGGCUUCUAUAGCCUUUUCGCCGAGCUCCAGGACAUGCCGGACAGCGUGUCCCAAAGCGCCUUCCGCAUGUUCGACACCGAUGGCUCUGGGAAGCUGAACUUCAAGGAGUUCUGCUGCGCCUUGGCCUUAUGUUGCCAGCUGAUGUCGUCGGACGACGAGAAGAUCCGUUUUGUCUUCGACAUGUUUGACACCAACGACGAUGGCCUCCUAAGCGCCUUAGAAGUGCAGCAACUGGUGGAGCAUUCCUUGCGGGAGGAGGAGAAGUAUCUCCCGGCCGAUGAACAUCUUCGCCAGGAAGCUCAGCUUCGAAGUCGGUCUCGCAUCUCCAAGCUCAAGCAGGAAUUGCUGGGAAGCACUUCUCAGCCACUUUCCUUUGACCGCUUCUACGAGUGGGCUCAGCGAAACAUGGACAGCCUCAACAACCUGCUUUGCACCUUUCAGUUAGUUCCAGCACCCCAGCGGGAACGGGCCGUGUGUGAGGACAUCAUGUUGCGGAAUCCGGUGCUUCAAGAGGGUUGCACCUGGUACUGCAUCUCCCACAAGUGGCUACAAGUCUGGAAGUCCUACACUGGAUGGACGCAGCCCACGCGGCGCCGCGUGACGGGGCAUGCUGUGGAGUCGGUGGGCCGAGAUCGGGAACGUUGCCACUCUGGAGACUCGGGCGUUUCCUUGCCCUUCUUCGGAACCAAUGGAGUGAUCAGUCAUGAGGAUCGCUGGGACCGCGCUUUGGGGUCAAGCCUGCCGGCACGGCCUCCAGAGAUUGACAAUUCCGACUUGGAAGGGGAGCACAAGGGCGAGCUGAAGAUGAAUUUGGUGGAGCAUUUGGACUUUGAGCUGAUCCCCGAGGAGAUGUGGCUUCGCUUGGUGGAAUGGUACGGCGGUGGUCCAGCCUUACCUCGGACGGUGAUUUGCAUGGGCCGUGAUCGCCAGAUGCAGGUGGAGCUUUAUCCUGCGCUGGUCCUUGUGGUCGUGGCGGGAGACGAUGGGAAGCCUUUGCCGCAGUUCAGCCGGCGUUUCUUCAUCUCCAAGCAAUCCACCUUGGACCAGACACUGCUGAUGCUGGCAGAGAAGCUGUCGAAGCCCAUGGAUCGCAGCAGGUUGUGGCAUCGAUCCAAAGGUGAGCAGUGGCGCUUGGUGCCAAACCCCUUGCUGACCAUGGACGAAUUCUUAGAGGGCAAGGGCUGGGAUGCUGGCGCCUUCUUGCUGGAGACCAUGAAGGACGGCGAGUGGCCGCGCGACCGGGACACGGAGGUGGAAGACGCGCCCACCGAAGAGGCCGAGCUUGGUUUCCAGGGCUUUGAAGUGGGAGAUCGGGUUGAGGCCAAGGCCGCUGGGACCGGUCAAUGGUUGCGUGGUACCAUCGUGGAUGUGGUUCUGCGACAGACCUCCACCAGCUCCACGCCCUCGCAGGUGAAAGUUCAUUUUGACUCCACGGUCUACAAGUCUGAUGAGUGGAUCAAUACCCAGCGGCUGGCGCUGUUGGGUACUCAUACAGUCGACCCAAAGGACCGGGAAUCGGAGUCGCCGACUUCCGGCGUCCCUGGUGCUACAGGUCUUCAGAACCUGGGCAACACCUGCUUCAUGAACGCCACCCUGCAGUGCAUGGUGAACACACCUUUGUUGCGCGAGUACUUCUUGUGCUCUCAACAUCUGGCUGAGAGCAAGGAGCGUGCACGGAGCUCAAGCCUGAAGGGGAAGUUUGCUCAAGAGUUUGGAUCGGUGCUCUUGGAGCUUUGGUCCGGCAAAGGUUCCGUGGUCAGCCCCAACAACUUAAAGCGCACCAUUGACCAGUUUGCUCCGCAGUUUGCGGGGUACGAGCAGCAUGAUGCGCAGGAGUUCUUGGACUUCGUCCUGGAAGCCUUGCACGAGGAUCUCAAUCGUGGUGGGCCACGGAGCCUCUCAUCCAAAGGCAGCAGCCGCACGAAUUCCAAGUCCAGACUGCGGAAGGAGCAAAGUACACCCAAGCUCUUCAGCGCGAAACCACUGCUCACACGCGGAAGCCGGGAAAGCACGCCACGCCGGGUGAAAGCCGUUUGGAAGGAACGUGGCGAAGAGGAGACGGGCAGCUAUGGGGAUGGUGCACUCAGUAGCGACGAGAUGGCGGUGGCCUCGAUGGAGCUCAGCGAGGAGAUUGUGGUCCCACCACCACCCGAGUCGCCCUGGGGCACCUUGGUGGGCGUGGCGGGCUUGCCCGGCGGACAGGAGAACUGGAGUAUUGGUGCCUUCUUUCGCGCCGAGGUGGCUGAUGCCAAAGGUGCAGAUCCACCCGCCAGGGGCUCAGAGGCCGUGGAAGAAGCCACCCUGCCCGAGGCAGAACAUCAUGACCAGUCUAGCAUCUAUGAGGAAGAGGUUGCCACGCUUUGUCCGGAUAGUCUCGACCCGAAGCCCGAAGAAGGACUCGUGCCUUCGGAGCUGAAAGGGGAGGGCAGCGAGGUGGCUCCGCCGCAGAGCGAGGACGCUGAAGAUUACAGUGUUCCUCCGGAGGCGCCACCGUCCAAGCCCAACAAGGCGGCCACACGCGGCCCGUCGGGCAAGCGAGCCAGGUGGUGGAGCUUCGCGUGGCGCCGCGACGGGCGCGCGCUGGACCUGCCGGGAAAGGAUGGUGAGGGCGAUUCGCCGCCGAAGGAAGGGCCAGGUGAGAGCCCUCAGGCCGAGGAGAUCGGCGAAGAGAUGAGUCGCCUGAAAAUGCCCUCGGGCUCGGCAGCUGCGGUGGUGGCUGCUCGCCGGAGUGAGGAUGUGAAUUACGUGCAGCAGGGGGUGCAAGAGAGUGAGGAUUUUGUACCUGAGCUACUAACUCCACAGCCUUCAAGGCGUGGCCGCAGCCUCUUCGGCUGGCGACGGAAGCGGGAGGAGGAUCUCCCAGGGACACCUGGAAGGCGCACCAAGACGCCGGGGACGAUGACCACCUUGCGGGAGGAAGAGGCCUCCGAGGAACGACGUCCAGGCUCAGCGGAAGUGAGCCAGGAUCCCGUCGGGAGUCGCAGCUUCUUGCCAUGGCGUGGAGGCACCACGCCAAGCACGCCCCGAGAACGCACAGAGCAGGAUGAGGCACCGCGGAUCGCCGAAGGCGGCCGUGGAAAAGAUAAGGACAGCAUUUUGCCCACCUUCUUCAGGCGUUCCAGUCGAGAGAGGUCAAGAGUGCCGCGGCAUGCUGGAGAUUCGCCUCCCACGGACUGUGCCGCCACAUCGCCCAGCGAGGGCCAAGGCACUGAGGCAUGUCCCAGUCCCUCAGAAGAUGCCAGCUCCAAGGCUGCUUCAGCCAGCUCCAGCUUGCCUUUCUUCUUCCGUGCCCCCUGGUCGGCGAAACGAGAGACCUCGUUGAGCUCUCCAGGCAACAAAGAAGAAGGUGACUUGGCGACUUUAGCACUGCCGGGCACAACCGAUGGCCAGGAGGCUGAGCCAACGAUGUCGCCGACCUCCGACGCGCCACACGCUGAGAGCGAGGUUGAAGAGGGUAAACCCUCUGAGGAUGACCUGCCAGAUGAGGAAAAGGCGGCCUUAGUCUGGGAACGCUAUCGUGCUCAGAAUCGCUCGCUGAUUGGAGACCUCUUCGAGGGUCAACUGCGUAGCCAACUUCGAUGCAGUUGUGGCCACAACUCCUCCACCUUUGAGCCUUUCCGCUACUUGAGCAUACCUAUCCCGUCCAAUCACAUGGACCGCUGUGAGCUGAAGGUCAUAUAUUUUCCAGCUCUUUCUUCGCCUACGGACCGUCCUCAACUGGUUCGGUAUACCGUACAAGUGCCAAAGUCCAGCACCGCCAAACGUCUGCAGCUCACGCUCGCACGUCAACUGCCAGUCUCUUCGGUACUCCUCGCGGAGGUGUACCGCAGUCGCAUCCACAGAUACCUGGAGCCGAACUUGCCCUUGUCAGACGUGAGAGACGAAGAUCAACUGGUGGCAUUUGAAGUACAACAAAAUCCAGAGGAUCUGGUGGCUUUUCAGCAGCAAGUGCUCUCGAAGAACCUGACUCAGGAGACUCAGGAGCCUUUGGGCACUGUUCUGAUGAUCCAGGUGAUGCAUCGCCAUGUGGUGGAUGUGUGCCGUCCGGAUGGUGACACCUGGGCCCAGAAAAGGGAGGUCUUUGGGAUGCCCUUCGUGAUGAGUGCUGGAUCGACCUGGACUUACGCAGCACUCCAUGAAAUGCUCAUGAUCCACGCGAGGAGGUACUUAAAGGCUGGCCAUGGCUCCGACAGUCAGGUGCCGUUCGUGGCUCGCAUUGUGAACGCUUCGGGCACGGCCUGUGGCGCUUGCGACCGAAAGAACUGCACAGGCUGCCUUUUGCCGAAGGGCCAAGCACGGCUGCGCUUGAGAGCAGGUCUCUUCACCAGCGGCACUGCGAAGAUCUACGUUGCGCUGGACUGGGUGGAUUCCUCCAUGUACGACCAGGGCUACGUGGAUUCUAUCCGGGAAGACUCAGCGGAGGCGACGGUGGAGGAGACGGCCGACGCGGAGGCAAAGCUGGUGCCCUUGGCUGCCUGCAUCAACGCCUUUGCAGAGGCGGAAGCCCUCAAGAUGGAUGAGAAUGGCAACGGGGUGAAGUGUGACAAAUGUAAAGUGUGCGUGGAUGCCACCAAGCAAAUUGACAUUUGGCGAGAGCCUGACGUGCUUGUCCUGCACAUCAAGAGGUUUCACUUCAGCGGAGAACACUUCGAGAAGAUCUCAACGCCCGUCCAGGUUCCUUUGACGGAGCUAGACGUGCGGUCUUGGAUUGGAGGUCCAACGGGCAGUUGCACUGCCUAUGACCUUUAUGGUGUUGCAUGCCAUCGUGGAGGUAUGUCCGGUGGACACUAUACAUCCUACUGCAUGAACGAGGGGGGCAAGGAGCCCCAAUGGCUCAAGUUCAAUGAUGACACCGUGUCAGUCGUCGACUUGGAGCAGGAGCUUCCAGAGAUCUCGAAGCAGUGCUACGUGCUCUUCUACCGGAAGCAAGCACUUUCAUCCUCGAACCUCAUCAAUUAUUCGUCCCUGUGAACCCCGAAAGCCUCAUCAUUCGG